UGCCGAUUUAAAUGCAAUUAGCUCAUAUCGGCCGAUAAUAUCGGCCGGCCGAUAUAUCGGUCGGGCUCUAGUUACAAUAUCCAUCUUAUUAGUUUUUGUUAAUAAAAUUCAAAUGUUUAAAUGGCAAUGUGAAUUUGUACCAUUGUACUUUUUAUGGCUUGUGUUUUAAUUAAUAGACUAAUAAUGGACCACAUACUACUAUAGUUUUAAAGAAAAGGGAAACCCAAAUACUUUUUUUGUGUGUUACAAUGCAAAUAAAACAUUUUCCUUAUAUUGUUAAUAAAAGUUCAAAGUUUAAUAAAAGAGAAUUUGUUAUCGUACUGUUUUAGCAUGCUUUGUUAUUAAAUAUAAUGGGCUAAUAAUGAGCCACAAACUAAGGUUUCAUUUGAAGUAAGAGGAAAAUGUAGAUUCAUUAUGCAUAUUUUUAUUAGAUUAGACUAGAUUCAACUUUAUUGUCAUUGCACGUGGGUACAAGGCAAUGAAGUACAGUAGUACAGGGGAAAAGUGAUACAUCAUAACAGAAAAGAGAGGAGAAUAAAAACAAUACCCACACUAUGCUCCUUUGGGAGCAGUGUGAGAACAGGUAAAACACCGCAGCACAAAAGCACAUAAUCAAUACACCUUAAACACACAAUUUUACAACUGGAGACGGAAAUUGGGGGGUCGAGGUAAUCCAGCACAGGCAAUCAACCAUUUGCCAUUACAGCGCUGGUCAAAGACCCGCUUCUUACUGUGCGUUCACACCGCCGCCGUCGAGAGCGUCAAAAAUCGCUCUGGACGCGCUGCCAACAACGCUGUAGAAAGAUUUGUGGACGCUCUGACGUAGUUCGAAUGAUUAUCUUGUAUUUAAAGGGGCCGCAAAGCAAACAAGCUUGUUGAUCUUAUAUGACUGACCACAAGGUGGGUAACCUUAUAAGUUAACCUCAUUAAAUAUUUUAAAUGUAAAAGUAAGAAAUUGAUCGGCGGAAAUACCUUUAUUGUAGUUAUGUUUGCUAACGAAAUAAACCAAUUAAAAGCCAUUUGUGUGGUGUGGCUUUUGUGUUCAUGGUAGUCUUAUUUCAACAUUAUAGGAGACAUUUACUAGCCUUGGUCUUUAUUUAACUUUACCAUUAAUCUGUGUGCAACCUACAUUUCAAACUCUCCUGGUUGAAGUGUAGCUUUAAUGCAGUUGGUCAAAUCGGUGUUAUUUUGAGCAAAUGAAUUGCAUUCCCGCUGAAAAUCAAGCGUUCUAGCGGGAAAAUGUUGCCUAUAAAUAGUGUUGUGCGCCUUAUUAAAUUCACAUCACGAUGGAGGAUCAAGUUGUUGCGUUUGGCGUGGGAUUGCUCUGCCUGCGGAGAAGACGUCGGAGAUCGGUGUGGGUGCAUGACAUUCUCCAAGCCCGUCAGCAGCUUGGAGAAUAUCACCGGCUGGUGCAGGAGCUGCGGCUGGACGACGGCAGGUUCCAGCGAUAUUUCAGGCUGGAUAGGGACCAGUUUGACAACCUGCUGUCAAAAGUGGGGCCGCGAAUUGCGAGGCAGGACACCAGUUAUCGGCACGCAAUUGAGCCGGCUGAGCGCCUCGCAAUUUGUCUACGAUUCUUGGCCACUGGAGACUCCUACCGCACCAUAGCUUUCAGCUAUCGUGUGGGAGUGAGCACCGUAGCAGGGAUUGUUGGAGCGGUCGCCAGGGCAAUAUGGGAUGCCUUGGUGCAGGAGGUCAUGCCAGUCCCCACCACUGAGGACUGGCGAAGCAUCGCCACUGACUUCCUCCAUCGGUGGAACUUCCCCAACUGUCUUGGGUCCAUCGAUGGAAAACAUGUUGUGAUCAAGGCCCCUGACAACUCAGGGUCCCUGUUCUUCAACUACAAGGGGACUUACUCAGUUGUGCUCCUGGCAGUGGUAGAUGCCCAGUACUGCUUCCGGGUAGUCGAUGUGGGCAGCUACGGGAGGACAAGUGAUGGCGGUGCGCUGGCUAACUCCACUUUCGGCCAGGCACUACGAGAUAGGACCCUUGGCCUGCCACAGGAUGCUCUGCUGCCAAGUGCAGAGCAUUUGGGACCCCAGCCACACGUGUUUGUGGCUGAUGAAGCCUUUCCACUCCGGCGAGACCUCAUGCGGCCUUUCCCAGGACACAAUCUCUCCAGCAGGCAAAGAAUAUUCAAUUACAGGCUGUCACGGGCAAGGCUGAUUGUUGAGAACACCUUUGGUAUUCUCACAGCUCAGUGGCGUAUGUACAGAGGAGUCAUUGAGAUCAGCCCUGCCAACGUGGAUGCCUGUGUGAAGGCUACCUGUGUCCUGCACAACUUCCUGAGAAGGUCCACAAACAGCACCAGUACGUCCAUACCAUCAGCUGGAGACGGAGAAGCUGCUGGUCUACAGGAGGUCACCCGAGUGGGCAGCAACAACCCCACACGGGAGGCUAUCCGUGUCCGGGAGAAAUUGAUGACCUAUUUCUCCACAGAGGGAGCUGUCCCCUGGCAACCUGUGGCAUAAGCCUUUGCUUUUAACGGCUCUUUUAAGAGCCACAAAUUAGUCAAAAAAAAGCAUGAUUUCCAUAAAUAUAAUAUGACAACACCCGCUCUCCCCUGGUGAAAAAAAUUACACUUCCAUAAUGUACUUAAAGUGCUCUACUUUCAUGCACUAAUUUUGUACUUAAUAUACUACAAAUUCGUCUUUAGUAGUUCUUAAGGACAUCCAAGUGUACUUAACUAUGCUAUUUGUGAGACACCUUGAAUAUGAACUAAAAUGUGCUGAAAAUGUAUUUAGAAAAUGUGUUUAGGUACCACUUGAAACUCUUUCAUACAAAGUGGUAACUAAAUAUAUUUUUUAAUAAAAAGACAGAACGUAAAAAGCACAUUUUAGUUCAUAUUAUUUUUAUUAAAAAUAAUAAAAUAUUCUUUAAAAAAAAACUUCAGCAGUAUCCAUUCAAGUUUCUGCAUUUUUUAUUUUUGGAGCAAAUACUUAUAUGCAGAACAGUUUAGAACAUUGUUAUAGCAAAUACUUUUAUACUGAACAUUUUUGAACACUGUUGGAGCAAAUAUUUUUAUACUAAACAUUUUCUAACACUAAUGGAACAAAACGUUUCAUAGAAGGCUUACUGUGUAUGAGGGAGAAAGCACAAGGUGCAGCUGACAAGACUGCGAGGGAAAUAAGCUUACUAACACCCCUCACAGUCUUGUCAGCUGCCCCCCGCUACUCUCUCCCCAGUGUUCAGUGAGUCCAGCCUCCAGACAUUUUGCAUCAUAAACCAGCUUAUGAAUUUGGAACUUUAAAUCCUGCCUGGUCCUCAAUGACAGGGUCCUGAAGUCCUCCAGGAGGCUUUUAAAAAAUAAACUGUCACUGUCCUCCUGAGGAGUGCUAGCUCUCCUACUCACAGACUCCAAAGCUGUUAGCAUCCUCUCCUCAAACUCUGUGCUGCUGUGUGCUCUCUUUCUCCUGUUUGAGUGCCCUGUCUGUCCCUGAACACUGGACUGGCUCGGGCUUGAUGGUCCUUCCUGAACCUCAACGCUGAACUGGCUCGGGCUCUCACUCAGCUGGUUUGCCUCACACUGCUGACUGUGUGUGUAUGUUGUCUGUGCUGACUGACUGUGCCCGGCCAUGGCAUCUUCUCUCUCCUCUGGGGUCAGGGCUUCCCCAACCCCCCCUACCAUAUUACUGGCAGUUAUUCUGUCUUCUAGGAAGGGGUUGAGGAAACCCAUAACCCCACUGUAGCGCCAUGGCCGGACACUGCUCGCCCCUGCUCCACUCCUCUUCCUCUCUGACUCCUUCCUUCUCUCUCUUCUAUAGGUGUCUCUAAGAGACUUCCACCUUUUUCUACACUCAUCCGCUAGUGAGAAGACAGUAGAAAACACAUUCAAUAUAAACACCUCAUUACCCACAAUUCAGAAUAAUUCCUUUGGAUGCUAUGUCUGAAAUGGCACAGCUGUAUGUGACACUGACUGUAUAUAUAUUUAAGUCUAAUGACAUUUAUCAUUAUUUUUUCCAGCUAAGCAAUUUGUUGACAAUACCAAAGGGGAGACCAGUUAUAGAACACUUGUUUUUCCUUGUAGAAAAUAAAUAAAUAAAUAAAAAAUAGGCAGAAGUGACUGCUUUCAUUUUAAAAUAUGCAGCAGCUCUCUACAACACCUAUUUUUCGUUUAAUCAAUAUGUGUCGACAUGUCAGAAAUAUUCUGCAGCAGUAACACUGUUUUGCAAGCUCUGGCGCUAAAGUUAGCAUGGAAUUCCCGCUUCUUUUUUUUUGUUUUUCAGAAAAUAUAUAAUGCACAUCAUCAACUCACCAGGAACACCAACAAUCUCAGACACCUUGGUCCACGCAUCAUUUUUUUUAUUUAUGUCCCUGUACGCAAACAGGGACACAUCGUAGAUUAUUGGGAAACCCGCAACAGCAAUGAUCAAUCUCUCCUCCAUUUUGCUUGGGAAUUAAUGUGGUCGGAACCAAAGUUUACAGGACUGCGUUCUCUGGAAUCCUCUCAAGCGGUGGACUUCUACGUUCUGAUUGGUUGCUGCCCAACCGCGUCAUAGAUCAUUACCAUAAAGUUGCCCUGAUUUCAACUCUCCUCGACGCUCUCAACGGCCAAGUCGCGCCGCGCCGCUCCUCGCCGCUGCUCGACGCCGGCUCACAUUGAAAAUGAAUGACUUCCGGCCACUUUGACGCUCUCGACGCUGGCGGUGUGAACGCACACUUAGACUGGCGGUACAAAGCGGCGAAAGCGAGGGAUGGGGGGUGGGGGGAGAAUGCAUAUCUGUAUGUACGUGUGUGUGUGUAUUAGGGUUUGCGCCGACAAUUCGAUUAGUCCACUAGUUGACUUCAAUAGUCUGUCAUAACGCUUUAAACUUGACGUCGACUAGUCGCCGGUCCUAUAGAGGGCGCAACAGGAUAAAUCUUCUAAGGACUUCCACAUUUAUGCUCCAUUUCCAAACAGUUAAAAUAACAAAUACAUACAUACUAUGAAAGCACUCCACAUGCAUGUUUGAUUAUAUUACUGGACACUGGAAAUUGAACGGGAGAACGCACAUUCUAAACCGCUUAUCAUAAAGGUAAGUUAAUUGCUGUUCUAAUCGAAUAUGCUCACACAUAGGCUACAGACAGUAGCUCAUACGUCAUGCACAGAUCGCUCGCGCACAUAAUCAUUCAGUGUGGAAAUGUACUGUAAACACUGUUCUAUGAUUGCUCAAUAAAAUAGCUUAGACACUGAAAAGUUCUGAAUUUAUGUCUUAAUAACUAAAUCCCACAGCUUCACUAGUAGAGAGACGCUGCCAGGUAGAAUGAAUUCACACACACAAUUGCUCUUACUAAUGCAUUCAUAUGAAUGUAAUCUUUACUGUGCUACUUUAUCUGUAUCGGAUUUAGAACGAAUAGAAAUCUGUGAGAAAUAUAACCACUCAAAAGACAAAUGAACUGAUAAAAAUGAGCUGUUAUAAGAGAAAUAACCAUGUAUGCAGCACUGUGUCAAAUACCAUAGCUGUGUAAAGAUAAUUUUUACAGCUCCAAACUUAUCUCAUCAGCGACUAGUCGACUUCGACUUGACUUUCAUCACCUAAAAGUUGAUUUAAAAAAAAAUCACUAGUCGUUAACAACCCCUAGUGUAAAAUCACCUUUAUCUAUAUAGCGCUUUAAACAAAAUACAUUGUGUCAAAGCAACUGAACAACAUUCAGUGUUGUACUGUUAUGUACUGUUGUACUGUUACUUCCUUGUAUUGUUGCUUCCUCUACAGUCAAAAAUCUGGGUGUUAUAUUAGGCAGCAACUUGUCUUUUGAAAAUCAUAUUUCCCAUGUUAUAAAAACAGCAUUCUUACAUCUUAGAAAC
Messenger RNA from Carassius auratus (goldfish), 5785 nucleotides. RefSeq lists its product as uncharacterized. The record is from RefSeq and is a predicted model, not a curated record. The coding region runs from base 1287 to 2471 and encodes 394 amino acids. The transcript is spliced from 2 exons. NCBI's taxonomy places the organism in Eukaryota, Metazoa, Chordata, Actinopteri, Cypriniformes, Cyprinidae.